Messenger RNA from Rhodofomes roseus, 3318 nucleotides. RefSeq lists its product as uncharacterized. NCBI's taxonomy places the organism in Eukaryota, Fungi, Basidiomycota, Agaricomycetes, Polyporales, Fomitopsidaceae. The transcript is spliced from 9 exons. The record is from RefSeq and is a predicted model, not a curated record. The coding region runs from base 1 to 3318 and encodes 1105 amino acids.
AUGGAGUGGGCGCAUACCGGCUCGAACAUGAAGUCAAACGCAGAGGUCCAACGCCUUGUCGACGAGGUUAUUCUCGCCAAGGAGUUCAACUGUGACGACCUCCGCGGCUUCAAGAUAGCCCGCGAGACUGCGCGGCUUGAUGCGCUCGAUGUCGCCAACGAUUCGCUGCAGACUGUAGAUGGCUGGCGGAGGGUUUCAAUCUCGCUGUCGGUCCCAAAGGAGCGCACGAAGUAUGCUUCUGAGGCUGAUGCCCCGCAGUUCGUCAUCGACAACGUAUACGUGCGUAGCUUCCUCGACACCGUCAAGGAAGCAGCCAGCGAUCCUGAUGCCACAACGUACAACUGGAUCCCUCACGAGUACAUUUGGAAGCGGCCUGUCGAUGACUCUCGUAUCGACGCGCAGGGCCGACCGCUCACCGAGGAUGUGCGGAUGUACAGCGACGUAUGCAACUGCCAAGAUGCGCUUGACGAGGAUGCUCGGAUCCGCGCCUGGGCCCGAGACCAUUGCAACGACCCACCUGGCGUCGAAGUCGCAAUGGUGCCUAUCAUGAUCUGGUCCGACUCUACACAUCUCGCCUCCUUUGGAUCGGCCUCGCUCUGGCCUAUUUAUGUGUUCUUUGGCUUCGUGUCCAAGUAUGUACGAGCAAAACCGAAUUCGUUCUCUGCACAUCAUCUCGCAUACAUUCCAAAGUUACCAGACAGCUUCCAGGAUUGGUAUGAACAAGUUCACGACAGUCCAGCGACAGAGGAGACACUCCGAUUUUGUCGCCGCGAGAUCAUGCACGCGAUCUGGACUCUUCUCAUGGACCCGGAAUUCAGGAAAGCAUAUGAGGAAGGGCUGCUGUGGAUGUGUGGGGACAAGAUCCUCCGCCGCCUCUUUCCACGGUUCUUCACUUACUCCGCAGACUACCCCGAAAAGAUCCUUCUUGCAUGCAUUCGCUACCUGGCCGAAUGCCCAUGUCCACGCUGCUAUGUCAAGAAAUCCGACAUGCGAUUGAUGGGAACAAGCAGGGAUCUCAAGCAGCGACAGGACCACAGUCGCAUCGACACUGAGCCGAUCCAGUACGAUAUCAAGGCGACGCGGAGUUGGAUUUUCAAGGAUGGAUACAAGCCCAACAGCAAACGCAUCGACAAAGUCCUACAGUCGCGUUCUCUUCUGCCGAUUCAGAGUGCAUUCUCGAGAUUUUCACAGAGCCUUCCACGGCCACUUCGCUUCAAUCAUUAUCGCCUACUCGUCGCUGAUGUAAUGCAUGAAUUUGAACUCGGAGUAUGGAAGGCUUUCCUCAUCCACCUCCUUCGCAUUCUCUUCCUUCUCCGCCGUCUCGCAGUGUUCAACCGGAGGUUUCGCAAAGUGCCAACGUAUGGUAGUGACACGAUUCGCCGAUUCAGCAACAAUGUCUCUGAUCUCAAGCAAAUGGCUGCACGCAUGUACGAAGACAUUCUGCCUGAGUGCAUCAUCCCUGUUGUCGACAGCAUGCUCCCGCCACCCCAUGAUGACAUUGUCCUCGAUGUCCUGUUCGCUCUUGCAGAGUGGCAUGCCUUUGCCAAACUCCGCCUCCACACCGAGCGCACCCUUUCGCUCUUCGAAGAAUCCGUCAAGACUCUCGGCAAGGCGAUGCGCAGGUUCGAGACCAUCACGUGUCCGGCCUACGAAACCAAGGAACUGCCCCGAGAGACUGCAGCGCGGGGUCGCCGACAAGCUGCCGCAGCCGCAAAGGCUGGAUCAAAAGGGAAACAGAAAGCUGCCAGUGUACCAGUCUCUCGCACAGCCCGAACCGCAGGAGGUGCUCGCAUCGUAAAGUUCAACCUAGCAACGUACAAAUGGCACUCUUUCGGUGACUAUCCAUACUUGAUCAGAGCGACAGGGACGAUGGACAUAUCGUCAACACAGCAUGGCGAACGCGAGCACUGCCGCAUCAAGCGAUACUUCCCCCGGACGAACAAGAGUAGUAACUUUGCAUUUCAGAUUGGCAAGAGGCAGCGACGUGAACGCCUGCUACACCAGAUCCGAAAGCGUUCCAGGAUCGCGCGGGGGCAGCCCUUGCCCCGCCAAGCGCCAGUCCGCUCGACAGCAGAGGCUCGAGGAACAAGUACCAAGCUUCACGUCCCAGACACACGUCGUGGGGCUGUUCUUCCUUUCACAGACAGCGAAUUCCUACCCCCGACAUCGCCUGAGAGCCGAUAUCAAAUGUCGGAUGAGCAGCGAUACUGGGAAAACAUUCCCAUGUGGUUGCAAAAGAAUCGUGACGAUCCAGCGACAAAGGACUUUCUCCCGCACCUCAAGGACCACCUGUUGGGGCGACUGCUCAAUCUGGAGUACAACGGUGACGAGGAUCAUGGCUUCGGACCUGCGGAACGCCGCCGUCUCACCAUUGCGAAGGACCGAAUGUACCUCCACAAGGUACUCCGGGUCAACUACACAACGUACGACAUGCGACGCGGACAAGAUUCUAUUAACCCGAGGACGCACCCGAACAUCAUGCUCCUCGCACAUGAAGACGAUAAUGCCGCGAGCGAGCACCCGUACUGGUAUGCACGAGUCAUUGCGAUGUUCCACGUCCAUGUUCAGCUCGCCUCCACCGAUCCUUCUGUGCCGGACAAAUGCCAGAAGAUGGACGUACUCUGGGUGCGAUGGUAUGGACGAGAUCUCACGGCACCCGGUGGAUUCAAGACGCGUCGUCUGCAUCGCUUGGGCUUUGUUCCAGACGACGACCCUUAUGCCUUCGGCUUCCUCGACCCAGCACUCGUUUUGCGAGCAUCACAUAUCAUACCGGCAUAUUCCUAUGGACAAGUAAGUGACCUCCUGCCGCCAUCGCCAUGCGCUCGACGUCCUGAGGAAGACGACCUGGACUAUAUGUACUACUACGUGGGCAUGUUCGUUGAUCGUGAUAUGUUCAUGCGAUACUUGCCGGGGGAGGCACCCGGACACCAAGGGACUGUGUCGCACAGCCACAUAGCUGCAAACCGGCGGCACGAGCGAUCACAACCGGAGGCUGGUCCAGACGAUGACUCGUCAGAGGACUCUGACAUUCCCACAGGUACAGCCUCAGAACCCGAUGUGCCACGCGGUGACACAUCGCUGGCAGUUGCGCAGGAAGCUCACGAGAUCGAGGACAAUGACAACGAAGAUGUAGACGAAGACAUUGCUGGUGAGGACAAGGAGCACGAAGAAUUUGAUUAUGGCUAUGGCUCGGACGGCAAGUCGGACAGCGCAGAGGACGAGUGGGAAGACGAGGACGAGGACGGAGACCUAGGUCCUGAAGAUGGGGAGGUUGAUGACGAUGACGAGUACACAGACACAGGGUUUGCGCAUCUGUAG